AUGGAGAUAAUUAGUGAACUUAAGAAGCCAUGGAUUGUUCUAGGUGAUUUUAAUGCAAUUAUUUCACCUGAGGAAAAGAAACCUAAAACACUAAAGAAAUUCUUGAAUGAAUGGAAUUGGAGUAUUUUUGGUAAUGUUCAUACAAAAAUUAAGGAAACUGAAGAUAAGGUUAAAAUUGUAAUGGAAUUAUUUGACAGAAAUCCUUUUGAUGAAGAUGUUUUGAAUAAGUUAGUUGAAGCCCAGAAUGAACAUGCUAGUGCAAAGAAAGCAAAUCAUUUCAGACCAAUAGGAUUAAGCAAUGUUUUGUUCAAGAUAUUCACUAAAACCAUUGCUGCAAGAAUGAAUGUACUUAUGGUGAAGCUAAUUUCUCCACAACAGGUUGCAUAUAUCAAAGGUAGAAACAUUCAAGAGAAAGUACUUCUAGCUUCAGAGAUGGUUAAUGAAAUGAAGAAAAAAAAGAGAGGAGGUAAUGUGGCUUUCAAACUUGAUAUCUCACAAGCUUAUGACACUGUAAGCUGGGAAUUUCUCUUUAAAGUUAUGCAUAAAUAUGGAUUUUCAUCAUCUUGGUGUGAUUGGCUAUUAACCAUAUUCAAAUCUGCUAAGCUGUCAGUCAUGAUUAAUGGUGGGCCAUGUGGUUUCUUUUCAAUGAAUAGAGGUAUGAAACAGGGUGAUCCUCUAUCCCCUAUUUUAUUUAUAUUGAUGGAAGAUUUUUUGGGUGGAAAUAUUACAAAUCUAGUAAACACAAGACAGAUAACUCCAAUGGUUAUAAGAAAUGGAAUUUAUCCAACACACAUAUUCUUUGCUGAUGACGUCUUCUUAUUCUGUAAUGGAGCUAAGAAAAGCUUGGAAUGUGUUUUUAAACUACUUGAUGCUUUCCAAGCUAGUUCAUGCCAGUUGAUUAAUAAAGCCAAGAGUAAAUACUUCAUAGAUGAAACCUCUUCAAUCAGAAAACAACAGAUUAGUAUAAUGGUGAAUAUGGAAAAUGUUGGUUUCCCUGAAAAAUAUCUUGGUGUUUUACUUGCUCCUGGAAGGUCAGGGGAUAGUGAAGUCAGAAAGUACAAAACUCUUUCUUGGAAGAAAGUUUGUGUUUCAUAUGAUGAAGGAGGUUUUGGAAUUAGAAGACUAGAAGUGAUUAAUAGAGCUUUACUUAUGAAAAUGAUGUGGAGAUUGAUUUUUUCUUCAGAUGAAUGGGCUCUUUUUUUCACUGCUAAAUUCAAAAAUAAAUAUGGAAUUUGGUUUUCAGGUUGGAAAUUAUCUUCAGUUAGAGCAGGAUUGCAAUGGGCUUGGACUGCAUUACAAGAAGAUAUUACAUGGUUUGUAGGCAAUGGAGCUAAUAUUUAUGUGUGGCUUGAUACAUGGUAUGGAUCAUCUCCCUUAAUUAAUGAGAUUGGUUAUACUGAAUUUGUGCAUAAUAAUCUGCAAAUGAAAGUUCGGAAUCUUAUUAUUGAUAAUGAAUGGCAUAUCCCUCCUCAACUGCAACAGUUUUUGCAUAUUGAUAACAUGCCUAAUAUUGGUAGUGAAGUUGAUUGCAUAGUAUGGAAUUUACAUAGCAGUGGACAAUUCAACACUGCAAUGGCAGUGGAAAAAUUAAGAUUCAAGGAACAAAAAGUAAACUGGUCAUCUCAUAUUUGGAGAUCUUAUUUACAUCCAAGUAUUGCAAGUAACAUUUGGAAGCUGCUACAAGGAGUUUAUGUAGAUGAUGAUGUUAAAAGGAAAUAUGGGUAUGAAAUUCCAUCUAGGUGUUGUGUUUGUAAAUCAGAUCAGGAUUGUAUGGAGCACACUUUGUGGAUUUGUGAUUUCAGUGCACAAAUAUGGAGCUGUCUAGGUAAUAUCUUUACAUUCUCCAUGCCAUCUUCUUUUCAUGAAGUUUUUUCUACAGCUAAGCAUCACAGUCCAUUCAUUCAAGAAGUGUGGAUGACUGCAGCCUGCACUACUAUAAGAGAUCUUUGGUUUCAAAGAAAUAAAAUCUUUUUUGAAGGAGGUGAUACUCAUCUACACAGUUUUAAAAGCAGGAUUGUUAAGAAAUUCAAUGAAAAUGGAGCAAGAAUGAAGGGUAACAUGUAG
Papaver somniferum (opium poppy) is the source of this 2064-nucleotide messenger RNA. RefSeq lists its product as uncharacterized. The transcript has 4 exons. The record is from RefSeq and is a predicted model, not a curated record. Lineage: Eukaryota; Viridiplantae; Streptophyta; Magnoliopsida; Ranunculales; Papaveraceae. The coding region runs from base 1 to 2064 and encodes 687 amino acids.